Molecule: messenger RNA, 6005 nt
Organism: Ctenopharyngodon idella (grass carp)
Lineage: Eukaryota; Metazoa; Chordata; Actinopteri; Cypriniformes; Xenocyprididae
Product: proline-rich protein 36-like
Exons: 2
Coding region: 1360-2574 (404 amino acids)
Source: RefSeq, a predicted model, not a curated record
GAACUACCAUGACGUCGAACAUCACUGCACAUCACUGCGGUACGUCCACUCAGAACCUGGUUGCAUCCGUCCUUCCUCCUUUACUCAUCAUCGAGCUGUUACUUGGUCUACCUGGCAAUAUCUUGGCACUGUCAGUCUUCAGCAAAAACUUUAAGUCUUGGAGGGCCAACGUCAUGUUCCUCUUCAACCUGGUUUUGUCUGACUUUCUUCUUCUGAAAAGACUAUCUGAGUUGCGGAGCGAGAUCCAUGAGCACACUAUGCACAGCGCUGAAAAGCAGAACACCCUGAGUUCACACCAGGCGUGCCUCUAACCCUGGCAGAGGCAGAAGAGUUCCUUAGGGGGACCAACGAGGAGAUUGAGCAGACUCAACUGAUGAAAGAUGCAACAGAAACUGAUUAAAUCACCCUGAUGCUGAAGCAUAGAAUGAAGAGAUUGAGAUGUGGAAGAUGACAAAAUAGUUGUCUACAGUGACUUUUUACCCACUGUUUUAGAAUAUAGGGAAAUGUUAAUUAAGUGUUGUGAGAAAAAGUCACGCUAUGAUUAAGUGAUCAUUUUAUGAUCAAAUGGGGGAUUGUAAGAUAAUCUUAUCAGCCUGACUUUUCUUUCCCCGUUUCUCCCUCCUGGUUUUUAAGGAUGCAAGGGUAAGAUUGGAGAAUAGUUGUUAUUGUUUCAUCACACAUCUGGUUUUAAUGUAUGCAAUGUAUAUGUGUGUGUGUUUCUUGGAAAGCAGCCAAGAAAUGGUCCCUGUCUAUUGUAUUGCAAGUAUGGAAGGGUCUUCUUGGAUCCCCAGUUAGGCAGGGGUACUUGACCAGAAGUUGACCAUAUUUAGACUAGUUCCCUUUUAGUCGGUCACGUUCAACAUACAUCAGUAGUGACCGACGAAUUGGGAUAUCGCUAGAGAGCCUUAUCAGGUUCGAGUGAACUAAAAUGGGCCAAUGGAGUUGGCGUGUGAUAUUUGCAUAAUGCGCACCGCCCCCGCCAGGUGGUAUAAAUAGGGGAGCAGAUGCCAUCGUCUUUCGCUUCGGAGCCAACCACUUGUGUUCCAGCUUUCAGACUGAGAGUGAAUUCUACAAGCCUGUGUGUGAAGUACAGCGUCUUGUGUUGGUGUAAAGGCACUUCAGCGAGGUCGCGAGCUUCCCGAGGAGCCUGAGCUUAAGCUCUCAACUGCUGUUGUUACAGCAAAAAAUUUCCCAAACAAACCCAGCUGUGUCUGUUGUGAUUUGGGCCGGUUCCUCCAUUGUGUUCGGGGAGUGGUGUACCCAAACACAUCGUGACACUCCCUGUGUGCUUCAGCACAAGUGAGCUGAAUCUUCCCCUUCUAAAAGAGCUUCACAGACGAACCCUGCGUCUUUUUCAAGAUGUCAUUUCGUAUGUGCGUUACUGGAUACGGUCGUUCAUUGGUCCCCGCUGACGGCCACAAUCGCUGCAUCGCGUGCCUGGGCGUUCAGCAUGCUUUUGUGGAUAGUUCAUGUUCUCACUGUGAGAACAUGACUAUUGCAGUGUUGACAUCGAGACUCUCGUUCCUUGGUUCUCAGGGAGCGGGGGUCCCCUCCCCUGUGCCCCGUUCCGCCGUUUUCUCUGGCUUUGGCUGGGGUGACGGUGUGUCGGCGUGUAGGCAGGGUGAUCUGAGGAUCACGGUCAGGGCUUUCGCUGCCGAGCGCCGCUCCGCGGGCCCCUGCCCCCUCUACUUCACUGCAACCGGUGGUGCUGCCGAUCGAGCGUGCUGGUCCCUCUACCCCGGCUGUCCCCUGCUGCCUUCACCCCGCCGCCGGCCGCAUGGCCUCAGCCCGCUCGUCGCCGAGGGCGCCCGCCUGCGUCGUCCUCCGCCUCUGCUAAGUCGGCGAAGCAGCAGCCUACACCCGCCAAACAGCAGGGAGCCGGUCGCAGACGCAGCGCCCAGCCCGCUCAGGCCAAGCCAGGUGGCAAGAGAUCGAGAAACACGCGAUCCUGAGACGGGCGACCUGGAGGGGAAGGUUUCUGCUCUUCGGGAGAGUACUCCAUCGUCUCUCCCACCCUCGGAGGAGGGCCGGGGGGAAUUUGCGUACCUGUCUGUCCCGCCGCUGACUCUCCGGAGUCCAGCGGUACCCACUUCCUCACAAAAAGAGCAGUUUCCCAAUCCUCAAGGUCACAAGAGGGUCAGUGUGCGAGGCCCCGCCUUGCCACUCACAGCCCCCUCUCACUUCGGCAGCAGGUCCCAGUGUGUUGGUCGAGGCCGCCCCCAGCUGUCUCCCAUUCGCACUGUCACCUCGCAGAGUCUGACCCCACUUCGGGCUGCUAUGCCGUCCGAGUCGGGUCCCAGCACUCUGCUUUGCUGCCCCACCCCCGGUGCGUCUGUGGUGCCUUUGGUCCCGCUGGCUCGGUGUCUGAAAGCCUGGAUAGCGCUCCCCAGCCCGUCCCGCUGGCUCAUUCGCACAUCAGACUCGGCCAUGCGAUUCAGUUCGCCCAGCAUCCCCCGGUCUUCAGGGGUGUCCACUACACUCAGGUGUCACUGGACAAUGCACCUGUUCUCCGGGCGGAGAUUGCUGUCCUCCUGGCGAAGGAUGCAAUCGAGCCGGUCCCUCCAGCCGAUAUGAAGUCAGGGUUCUACAGCCCCUACUUCAUUGUACCCAAGAAGGGCGGUGGGCUACGGCCAAACCUGGAUCUGCGUGUCCUGAACCGGUCCCUUCACAGGCUGCCGUUCAAGAUGCUUACGCAGAAACGCAUUUUCGAAUGCAUCCGUCCCUAGGAUUGGUUUGCAGUGAUCGACCUGAAGGAUGCGUACUUUCAUGUCUCGAUUCUGCCUCGUCACAGACCCUUUCUACGGUUUGCGUUCGAGGGUCGGGCAUAUCAGUACAAAGUCCUACCCUUUGGGCUGGCCCUGUCGCCCCGCGUCUUUACAAAGGUUGCGGAGGCGACCAUUGUUCCGCUCAAGGAACAGGGCGUUCCCAUUCUCAACUACCUCGAUGACUGGCUCAUCCUGGCCAGCUCGCGGGAGCAGUUGUGCGAACACAGGGACAUGGUGUUAGCUCACCUCAGCCGGUUGGGUCUUCAGGUCAACUGGGACAAGAGCAAACUCUCCGUUGCGUACAUCAACCAUCAGGGUGAUCUACGCUCCCGCCGUAUGUCGCAACUCGCCCGCCAUCUCUUGUUAUGGAGUCAGAAGCAUCUGAGGUCGCUUCGUGCCAUUCAUGUCCCAGGCGUGCUCAACCGUGCAGCCGACGAGCUCUCACGGCAGCCUCCGCUUCCGGGCGAAUGGAGACUCCAUCCCCAGGUGGUCCAGCUGAUCUGGCAGCGCUUCGGCGAGGCACAGAUAGAUCUGUUCGCCUCCCCGGAGACUGCCCACUGCCAGUGGUUCUAUGCCCUGGCACUCAGCUGGCCCCGGGGCCUACGCAAGUAUGUGUUUCCCCCAGUGAGCCUUCUCGCACAGCUCCUGUGCAAAGUCAGGGAGGACGAGGAGCAAGUCUUGUUAGUGGCUCCAUACUGGCCCACUUGGACCUGGUUCUCUGACCUCACGCUCCUUGCAACAGCACCUCCCUGGCCCAUUCCUCUAAGGAAGGACCUCCUGACUCAGAGACAGGGCACCCUCUGGCACCCACGUCCUGACCUGUGGAAACUCCAUGUGUGGUCCCUGGACGGGACGCGGAGGUUCUGAGUGAUCUCCUGCAAGCGGUCGCAGACACUAUCACUUCCGCUAGAGCUCCUUCUACGAGGAACCUCUAUACGUUGAAGUGGAACCUGUUCGUCGAAUGGUGCUCCUCUCACCGAGAGGACCCCCGAUUAUGUUCCGUGUCGCCGCACAUCACUAUGCAGGUAAAUCGCUAGGGAAGCACGAUCUGAUCGUCAGGUUCCUGAGGGAGGCGAGGAGACUGAAUCCUCCCUGGCCUCCCUCUGUACCCUCUUGGGAUCUCACCCUGGUUCUUACAUCUCUCUGGGGUCAUCCCUUCGAGCCUUUGCAAUCCUGGUUGCACUGGCCUCGCUCAAGAGGGUAGGGGACCUGCACGCAUUUUCGGUUGACGAAUCGUGCCUGGAAUUCAGGCCCGGUGACUCUCACGUUAUCCUGAGACCCCGGCCUGGAUAUGUGCCCAAGGUUCCUACCACUCCUUUUUGAGAUCAGGUAGUGAACCUGCAAGCGCUGCCUUCGGAGGAGGCAGACUCAGCCCUAGCUUUGCUCUGUCCCGUCCGCACUCUGCGCCUGUACGUGGACAGAACGCAAAGCUUCAGGACCUCAGAUCAGCUCUUUUUCUGUUACGGAGGCCAGCAGAAGGGAAAGGCUGUCUCCAAGCAGAAGAUGGCCCACUGGAUAGUGGAUGCCAUCGCCCUGGCGUAUGAAUCCCAGGGCGUGGCUUGCCCGCUCGGGUUGAGAGCCCACUCCACCAGAGAAGUGGCCUCUUCCUGGGCGCUGGCGCAAGGCGACUCGCUGACAGAUAUCUGUGGAGCUGCGGGCUGGGCGACACCUAACACGUUCGCUAGAUUCUAUAGCCUUCGUGUAGAACCAGUGUAGUCUAGUUUACUUAGUGUGUAUUUCGGAACAGCAGUAGACUCUCUCGGCGUAAGCUUCCCUGUCCCAUUGGUGCGCCAGGUGGCUAGAGCUUGUGCUGGGCACUGGAAGGGGUUCAUAACUGUGGCGCUUUAUUUGGGAUCCCAAUUCGUCGGUCACUACUGAUGUACGUCAAACGUGACCGACUGAAAGGGAACGUCUCGGUUACGUAUGUAACCCUCAUUCCCUGAAGGUGGGAAUGGAGACGUACGUCCCGUCGCCACAGUUUCUGUACCCUCGCUGUAGUGUGGACUAGGUUGUCUCCUCAGCGAAAAACAGAGUGCGAUGGCAUCUGCUCCCCUAUUUAUACCACCUGGCGGGGGUGGUGCACAUUAUGCAAAUAUCGCACGUCAACUCCAUUUUAGUUCACUCGAAGCUGAUAGGGCUCUCUAGCGAUAUCCCAAUUCGUCGGUCACUACUGGUGUACGUCUCCAUUCCCUCCUUCAGGGAACGAGGGUUACAUACGUAACCGAGACGUUUUUCUAUAUGUACCACGUUCCUAUAUCAUGAAAGUAUAUUCUCAUUGGACAGUUGCUACACCAUCCCUUGAACAUGUAUAAAAGCCAUGUACAGAAGUAUGAUUGGGAGGAGGUUUUUUGAACGGAUUGGCUUCAUGUUCAUGACUCUUUUCCCAUAGGCCUAUGCAUUCAAUGAGUGAAAAAGACAAACUGAGAAUGAGGCAUGACUAGGGACAAUAAACGGAGAUUAAAAUAAUCUUACACUCUCAUUGAGGCUUAAAAAAUGACUUGCAAGUCAUUUAAAACCAGAUUGAAAUUUUUCAGAGAUUGAAUUAAUAGUUAAGUAAGAUUGAAGGUGAUUUAGAACCACUUUCUCUAAAAUUUUAGAAAAAAAAAAAGACAAGUUUGAAAUAGGACGAAAGUUAGCUGGUAAUGCGGGAUUCAAACUAGGUGCUUUAAGAUAAGGCCGCACCGUGGCAAGUUUAAAGUCACCAGGUACAGUGCCAGUAUAGAUACAUUUGUUAAUAAUAGACAAUAAGUCAGGGCCAACAGUCUCAAUAAUUUGUACAAGGAAAUGUACAGGAAUUACAUCCUGGGGGCACGUAGUAGGUUUCAGAGUAGACAUAAUCUCAAUCAGAGUAUUUAAAUUUACAGGCUCAAAGACAGACCAAGUGGAAGGGGAGAUAGGAUUAUCAGACAAUUUGUAUGAUGACAGAGGCAAUAAAGAUGUAAUUUGGGAAAUCUUAUCAUUAAAAUGUCUUGCAAAAUCCUCACAAAGAGAGACAGAUGUCUCAGGAAACAGCUUAACAUUUGGGUGAAGAACAGAUUCAAUAGUGGAAAAAAGGAUAUUAGGCUUAUGGCUAUUUUUUUAAAUUAAUUCAGAGAGAUGCAGCCUUAGCAGCUCGCUGAUAGGCAGAAAGAGAGUCACUUAAAAUUUCAUAUGACACUUGUAGUUUGUCUUUUUUCCAUUUACUUUCAGCCCUUUGACAGGUCUGUCUGAGAGAACGAGUAAAGUCAUUUUGCCAAGGGA